AAGACCGGGUGUUUUCUCCACGCCUCCUUCUUCGCCCAAGGAUCGCGGUACAUGGGGGGUGUUGGUGGGGGGUUUGCCAUCUGUCCACCAUGUUCUCAACUAUCAGAAACCUUCCGUGAAGAGUGAGGUAGGAGAUACACACAUUUGUCGAACACCGCCGAGUUGGUGGUGGUUCAGGGCGGAAGCUCCAGCUCAGCGUCUGUGGGGGGUGUUUAGGGCAGGCCCGAUUAAACUUGAACUUUUCCCUUGACUGUCACAUCAGCCUGAGCACCUCUGUCAGGUAUAUCUUGGGUAUAUCAUUGUUCCCCCCUUCAUCUCUAACCACCACCAUCCUGCUUUCGAACGCCAACUCUCUGUCUGUCGUCCCUGUCCAUUAUGUCCGCCGAUAUCUCAAUGUCGUCUGACGAGGACACACCACUCGCGCCACGUCCGGGCCCCAGUAAGCCCAAUGGCCACGCCGCAGCCAACGGCAACGGCAAUGGCAGGGUCGACAGCGACUCCCUCAUGUCUGACGACGAUGAUCUACCGCUCGUAUGUUCCCUCAUAUACGUCUCGCCACGGGCGUCACUAAUAUGUCUUCAAUUGGAUUUAAUAACUAAUUUACAGUCCCAGACGACGCGCACGAAGUCGGAACCUAUGACCCCCGAAGUACGCUCGAGAAAGCGAAAGCAGGCGCCGGUCUACUCCUCCAGUAGUGAUGAUGAUACCCCCCUCGCGUCAACACCUCUCCGGGCUACUAAGGCCAAGUCAACCGCUGUCCGUAUGCCGGGCGCUAUGAAGGCCACCACUCUUCCCGCCUCCGCUGUCAAUGGCAACGGUCGAGCGAAGAAGGCUGUUAAGGUCGAAGAAAGCGACUACGAGGAGGAUACGCCCCAGCCAAAGAAACGUCCGGUCAAAGCGCAGCGUCCACCUCCGAAGAAGCGAGUAAAGAAGGAGGAAUCAGAUGUGGGGAGCGAAGAUGAAACGCCCAUCGUGAAGAAGACUGCGCCGAAGAAACGCAAAGCCAAGCAGCAGGAGCAGGAGGCCAAAGCAGAGAGUUCUGGUGACGAGCAGCCUUUAAAGGCAAAGAAAGCUCCUGCGAAGAGGGCGAAGAAGGAGGAAACGAAUGGCGUAGCCCCCAAAUCCAAGAAGGGCAAGGCGAAGAAGGAGGACAGCGAAGAGCCUGCGAAGAAGAGCAAGAAAAAGAAGGAAGAGGAGGAGGAGAAGGAGAUCUUCCGUUGGUGGGAGAAUCAAGAUCCCAAUGGCGAUGGGUCUAUCAAGUGGAACACUUUGGAGCAUAACGGUGUCUAUUUCCCUCCACCGUAUGAGGCUCUCCCAAAGAAUGUCAGAAUGAAGUAUAAUGGCAAACCUAUUGAUCUUCCUCCGGAAUCAGAAGAGGUUGCUGGUUUCUAUGCAGCCCUACUUGAGACCGAACAUGCUCAGGACAAGACAUUCAACAGCAACUUCUUUAAAGACUUCCUCGAGAUUCUUAAGGAGCACCCUCCAGUGGAUGGGAUGAAGAUCGAGGAGUUCGCCAAGUGCGAUUUUAGACCUAUAUUUGAGUAUUUCGAGGACGAGAAGGCGAAGAAGAAAGCCUUAUCAGCCGCUGAGAAAAAGGAGCUGAAGGCGGCGAAGGACAAGCUGGAAGCUCCAUACACGCAUUGUGUGCUUGAUGGCCGGAAGGAGAAAGUGGGUAACUUCAGGGUCGAACCUCCUGGUCUUUUCAGAGGUCGUGGUGAUCAUCCUAAGAAGGGUGCAUUGAAACUUCGUGUUCGCCCUGAAGAUAUUACCAUCAAUAUCGGCGAAGGCCUUCCUACACCUCAACCCAAUGUUCCGGGCCAGUGGAAGAAGGUCAUCCAUGACCAAACUGUCACAUGGCUCGCCAACUGGACGGAGAACGUUAACGGUAACUACAAGUAUGUUUUCCUAGCCGCGGGUAGUUCGAUCAAGGGGCAGAGCGACAUGUCGAAGUUCGAGAAAGCCCGUGAGCUUAAGAGCUACGUCGACGUCAUUCGUAAAGACUACACUGCAGAUCUCAAGACGAAAGUCAUGAAGGAUCGUCAACGUGCUACCGCGAUGUACUUCAUCGAUCGUCUCGCACUCCGAGCCGGUAAUGAGAAAGGCGAUGAUGAGGCGGAUACCGUAGGUUGUUGCUCGUUGCGAUGCGAGCACGUCACAUUGGAGCCACCCAACUACCUCAUCUUCGAUUUCUUGGGUAAAGAUUCCAUUCGAUACUACAACCGGGUACCAGUCGAUGAGCAGGUCUUCAAGAACAUCAAGUUGUUCAAGGAGAACAAGAAUGAUGAUGAUGACCUAUUCGACCGUGUCGAUACUGCUCCGCUCAACAAGCAUCUGGCAUCGUACAUGAAGGGUCUGACGGCGAAGGUGUUCCGUACCUAUAAUGCAUCGAUCACUUUUCAAGAACAAUUAGAUCAAGGUACGCCUGAAAAGGGGACGGUGCAGGAGAAGCUGAACGCCUACAAUCACGCCAACCGCAUGGUGGCCAUCUUGUGUAACCAUCAACGUGCUGUGCCCAAGACGCACGAGCAGUCUAUGGGCAAGAUGCGAGAGAAGCUUCGAGCAUUCAAGUAUGAACGUAUGAAGCUCCGACAUGCGUUGUUCGCCAACGAUGCCAAGUUCAAGAAGAAUAAGAAGUACUCGCAGGACGAGUCUGAUCUUGACGACGACGCCAUUGCCGAACACGAAGAGAAUCACAGAGCCAAAGAGAUCGAGAAGGCCGAGAAGAAGUUCCAGAAAGACAAUGAAAAGCUUGCGGCCGAAGGCAAAUCCCCUCAACCUGAAUCUGUUCUCAAGGAUAAGCUCAAGGACAUCGAAGCCGAAUUCAAGAAGCUCAAGAAAGAACGUGGCACCGGCAAGCAUGAGCUGAAGAGGGAACGAGCCACUGAAAAGAUCGAGGAUGCUAUUGAUAAGCUCGAAGAGAAGAUCAAGACGUUCAAGCUUCAAAUGGAGGACCGAGAGGCUGGUAAAGAGGUUGCCUUGGGCACGAGUAAAAUCAACUAUUUGGAUCCAAGAAUUACCGCGGCCUGGUGCAAGAAGCACGAAGUCCCCAUCGAGAAGAUUUUCUCGAAGACGCUGCUGGCGAAGUUCCCCUGGGCUAUGGAAGUAGAUGACGGUUGGAAGUUCUAGACCUUAGAUUUUUGGUUGUUUGCAAACCUCGCAUUUUCAUCGGACGCACACAUGCACGCUGCUUCGCAUUGUCACCAUACCUGCAUUGUGACUCUCAUAUUACCAUUCGCCUGUAGCUCCCGCCUGCCUGUCUAUAGAUAUGUAUGAAUGGACCCCACAUAAUAUUAUACUCAAUUUAUACCUCA
Messenger RNA from Somion occarium, 3311 nucleotides. The record is from the annotation of a GenBank genome assembly. NCBI's taxonomy places the organism in Eukaryota, Fungi, Basidiomycota, Agaricomycetes, Polyporales, Cerrenaceae.